GUUGUUCACCCAAUUCAUGAUCAAGUUUUCUAUUUAAAUGCGUAUCACAAGAAUAAGCUCAAGCAAGAGUUUGGCAUUGAACCGUGGACAUUUGAACAAAAACUUGGAGAAGCAGUUUUCAUACCUGCUGGGUGUCCCCAUCAAGUUAGAAAUCUGAAGUCUUGUAUAAAGGUUGCUCUUGAUUUUGUUUCACCUGAAAAUGUGGGCGAGUGCAUUCGCUUGACUGAGGAAUUUCGUAUUCUUCCCCAAAAGCACAGGGCUAAAGAGGACAAGUUGGAGGUGAAGAAGAUGGUUUUAUAUGCACUGGAGAGGGCUGUAGCUGAUCUGAAGGACCUUGAAUGUAAUGACGAAGUCCAGGUUCAGCAAGCACAUUCGAGUAGUGAGCAGUCCUAUUCAAACUAAAGAGGGGUAGAAUAGUUUCAUUCUGUUGCUGCAAUGUGCAUAUGCUUGUGAACCACCUGACUAUAUCUGGUGCCGCAAAUGACUCCUGUGUGUUAUCUAAUCUCUACUGUCAUCAGCCACAACUUUGGAUGCCAAGCACGUUAGAUCUGAUGCAUCUUACAGCUUCAACUUGGAAGCCACUAAGAGACUUGGGGAUUUACAGUGACAUCGCUGCUAUUGUCAAUGUGAAUGAUCUUCGAUUCAUAGGGUAUUGUCUUCUUUUGAAACAUUUGCGGAUCUGAUUCAGUGAGUUUGCCUUAUAAAUCCACUGAUGUUUUGCCUUAACCCCCUCAUUUUGUUGUUUGUACGCAAAACACUCUACCAAAGCUUGCCUCUCAGUCCUCCAAUUGUUGGCAACUGCAUGAUUUCUGCUUGGAGAAUGUAUUUAUCUGUUCUCCUUCCUUUAUGAUAUAGUUCAGACUCUUCUCUUUGAUGCAA
This is a messenger RNA of Capsicum annuum, 879 nucleotides long. RefSeq names its product lysine-specific demethylase JMJ25-like. Gene Ontology annotation, cellular component: histone deacetylase complex; chromatin. Lineage: Eukaryota; Viridiplantae; Streptophyta; Magnoliopsida; Solanales; Solanaceae. The record is from RefSeq and is a predicted model, not a curated record. Gene Ontology annotation, molecular function: histone H3K9 demethylase activity; transcription coregulator activity; chromatin DNA binding. Gene Ontology annotation, biological process: regulation of transcription by RNA polymerase II.